This is a messenger RNA of Pollicipes pollicipes, 1370 nucleotides long. RefSeq lists its product as uncharacterized. Bases 47 to 613 code for a protein of 188 amino acids. The transcript is spliced from 4 exons. NCBI's taxonomy places the organism in Eukaryota, Metazoa, Arthropoda, Thecostraca, Pollicipedomorpha, Pollicipedidae. The record is from RefSeq and is a predicted model, not a curated record.
GGCGGCGGGCGGUGGGCGGUGGAGGCGCGGCCCACGCAGCGACGCCAUGGGCUGGCUGCCGGCGGUGCUGUUCACGGCUGAACUGUACCACUGUGUGGUGCACGUGCUGGUGCUGAUCGGCUGGCGCCUGCUGCCCCGCAAGGACCUGGUCCGCACCAGGGUAUACUUCCUGGUGGAUGCGUUCACCGUGGCGCUGAUCUCCUACUGGGUAGUCCCGCAUCUCUGGUGGCUGGGUGCCAUACAGAACGUGCAGCACUUCAGCUACUUCUUCUGCUGGGAGAAGACGUGGUUCGCCAAGCGCGUGGUGUCAUGGAGCAGCCUGGACUGGGACAGAAGUCGCUGGCAGCCUGAUCUAUUGCUCGGUACCCUGUUUGACGUCAGCGUCCACGCGGUCAACGCGUGCUACCUGGGCAUUCAGCUCUCUGGUCAGGGAGUGCUGGCGGCUUGCCUCAUCAGCGCCCUCCUCGUUUAUGUCGUGCUCUACAACCCCCGCCUGGCCUGGAACAGUAAGGACUCGAUGCCGGAGUGGGUGCGGCGCCGCCUCCGGCCCGUGUCGCGCGAGCAGGCCGGCGAGGACCACCGUCUGGUGGCCGCCAUGGGCUGGGCCAAGUGAGGCUUCGCCGCCAAACCUCGACCGGGCCGCCGCCAAACCAAACUGCAAUGCAAUCGACGCCAAGACCGCACAAUGCAAUAUGUGACCUGCCCGACACGCGAGCCGCGCGUCCGACCAGGGCCGGCCAUCUGCUGGUCGACUCGCUCCAGGGGCGGGCUAGCGUUAGUAUUUGGUGGGCCUAUUUCAGUGCGAGCCACUGUCGGAGCGCUGUAACGCUUCAUUCAUCACCGGGUUUCGAACCGGUUUCAUGGCACUUCAGUGAUCGUUCCCCUCCCCUUCUUGGAUGGUCAUGAUCUCGCACCCCCCCCCCCCCCCCCCCACCUCAGCCUGGACACGGCUAUGGCCGCGGUCGUGUCGACGCUAAUCUAUGUCAUUUCCCGUGCGGAAUCGCUCCUGUCCUGUCAUGGCUGGCGCCGCGGCCUGAAAGCGGUCAGACGUCACAGCUGACGUCAUGGACCCGGGAAUAUCACACCAGCGUCAUUACACUGCUGACCGCGAAGCUUCACCUGCGGCCUGUGAGCAUGCUUGUGUGCGAAGAAACAUGCCUAAGCUCACACGCGCUGGUCUAGAAUCCUAACCACUAUAACCGUUUGUCUAUGUCGUUUAUGGUAUUAAGUGGGCUUUGCGCAUGCUGCACGUCUCGCUGCGGGCGGUGACGUCGGGGCUAAUGAUACUAUGACAUUAUUUCACAGGUGUGGGACACAUACAGCUAUGCCUGUUAUGACGCUAACAAGGUCAAUAAAACGUUUUAUCUGUA